Eurytemora carolleeae is the source of this 4503-nucleotide messenger RNA. RefSeq lists its product as uncharacterized. Gene Ontology annotation, cellular component: cytoplasmic stress granule; cytosol. The record is from RefSeq and is a predicted model, not a curated record. Bases 16 to 2496 code for a protein of 826 amino acids. Gene Ontology annotation, biological process: positive regulation of translation. The transcript is spliced from 11 exons. NCBI's taxonomy places the organism in Eukaryota, Metazoa, Arthropoda, Copepoda, Calanoida, Temoridae. Gene Ontology annotation, molecular function: mRNA 3'-UTR binding.
GUUUGUCUGAUAAUAAUGCGAAAGUUCAUGAAUGUAUCCCUGAUUUUCUUUAAAUAUUUUGUUUGUUUAGAAUCUCAGAACGUGCAGGUGGACGUGGACGGGAAGAAGGUUCGUCCCAACCACACCCGCUGCACUGUCAUCCUUAGGGAGAUGCCGGAGAACACUCCAGUUGAGGAAAUUAAGGCUCUCUUCUCGGAUCCAAACUGUCCUAAAUUUGUCGACUGCGAGAUGACAAUUAACUCCAUGUGCUACGUCACCUUCGACAGCGACGAGGACGCGCAGAAGGCGUACAGGUUCCUGAGGGAAGAAGUGCGCACUUACAAGGGGAAUCCCAUCAUGGCGCGCAUUAAGUCCAAGCCGAUGAACCGAACCACGACGUUCAACAAGGGAUCUCCCAACGGACUUAGGCAGCCAACCACAGCGGUCACUUCACCAGGACAGUCCGCCUCCCUGGCACCAGUCACUCCGCCGUCAGUGACUCCGGCGGCUACGCCGACGAACCUGCCACCACCUACUCCUGGUGCCCCACCUCAGCUGAGUUACCCAACCCCUAUUGUACUCUCUCCGCAAGGAACACUGCCAGUACAGCAGUCCGUGGUAGCUCCUGGAAGUAGUAUGGGACAGAGCAUAAUGUUAACUACAGUAACCCCUAGCUCAGCUGCCCCACCUGCUUCAAGUCUAGCUCCGGCACCUGGAGCUCAGCCUUCCUCCGGCAAUCAAUAUGUGCCAAACACAUAUAUUUUUCUUCAAACAUCUCAGCCUAACAUUCAGCCAUACUUUCCCGGCGGUGCCGGUUUACUCCAGGCUGCACCCGCCUGGACUGGUGGCGCCCCCGCCAAUCCGCCAUAUUUUAAUAUAGCAGGAAUGAUUCCUGAUACAGGAUUCUUCCAGAACCAAGGAUUUAAACAGUCUUCCAACCGAGGUCAUAAUAAUCAGUAUAAGAACCGCCGAGGCGGCGGUAGAGGCACGGGACGGGAUAACGAGCCCCGAAACAACAACCAAAAUACAUACACCACACCCUACGGUCAGAAUAACUACCAUUCCCAGCCCCCGUUCAACAACCAUAACAACGGGUUCCAGCCAAGAAACAGUAACAGCAGUAGGUCGCACAACUGGGAGACUUCAAGCCAACAUUCUAACUCCAGCCAGGGGAAGAAGUACAGCACUGGAUCAGUGCCAGAAGCUCCUGUUGCGGUGUCUCAGCCCGCCCCCGCCAACAGAGUGUCACACCCACCAGUGGCCACAACUACACAGUAUCAGGCUAACCACCAAGCUGCGCCACGCCCCCAGCCUCCGCCCAAGGAGGUGGAGCAGAACCAAUAUUAUCCAAACCAAUAUCCAGCUCCUCGGACUCCUGUAGAAACCCUUCAACCCAAAGACUUCUCAAGACGAGGAGGGGGUAAGGGACGGGAAGGAGCACCAAGAGGCGGUUUAAGUGGUCGCGGCCGUAGCAACGAAGAUUUCAUUCCAAGUGGGCGGGGAGGAGGAAUGAUGGGGGGACCUCCCCGUGGUCAGAAUUUUCCUCCAAGGAACGCUGCACAACAGGAUCCUGCUCCUGUUCCUGUUCGUAACGAAGUUAAACCUCCAGAGUUUAAUAUGGAGACUAAUGAUUUCCCUGCUCUACCUGGAAGUCGGGAACCAGGGGGUGCACCGCGACGGGUAGAUGAGGACAGACCCUUCAUUGAGGUGGUGAAGGGGACUGCCAAGGUUAGGUUGGAGGACGGAGAGGAGGCCGGGAGUGAUGAUGAAGACGUGGAAUCUGUUCCAAAUCAUCAACAACCCCCUCAGGAGGAUUCUAGUCAAAAGCAGCCCGUAGCAAGGGUUGGUGAGCGGAGUAAAAGUUGUAGUAUAAGUGAUCCUUUGCCCGGGGUUGAACCAGAAGUAAAGGAACCGGAAGUAAAGGAACCGGAACCUCUUCUCAACGGAGAAAUUAAACCUGGAAAGACACCUGUGGUUUCUAUUAAUAACGUUGCUGCAGAGAGAGAUGGAGCCAUAUCACCUAAAACUACACUGGAAAGUCAUAAUAAGAUCACGUAUGCUCAGAAGCUCAAGAUGGCCAAGAUGGCUAGGGAGGCAGCAGAAGCAGAAAAAGGAAAAGCAGGACUGGAGGAGAGGAAGAAGAACUCCUUGAGUAUCUCCGAGGAUAAGGAGCUUGCCUCCAAGGACGGGAAAAAUCCUGUGACGGAGCUCAAGAAACCUGAUACUCAGUCUAAACACGAACCAGUUCCUAAUCCUAAACUCGAGACUGGUGCUCCUAAACAUGACGGAGCUACUGCUCACAAACCCGACUCCUCGGUACACAAGACUGAGGGGCAUAAGCAAGAUGCUCACUUUAAGCAUGACGGUCAUAAAUUCGACGGACACGGCAAGCAUGACAAGCAUCGUGUAGGUAAAACCCUUAGUUCUGGAGGGGGCAAAGAUUCACGUGGCCCCCCCAGACAAGGUGGAAGGAAGGUUGAAAGGACGGAUAGUUCAAAUGCUCCGAAUACCAAGUGACAUAGGUUUAGAAAUAACGAGUGACUCCUAGUGAAUAAUUGCGAGGAAAGGUACACCAAGAGACCUUAAACCUUGUCCUUAGUAUCCCUAAGUGCUAUAUUAUGCAAGAGAUUAAAUAAACUACAUCAUUCUAUAUUAAUAUGCAAACUGUGUGUAUCGAGCGACUCUUUGAGUCUCAGUGAAAAUCCAGUAACCCUCGCUUAGUGGAAUUACAUAUCCUUCAUGCAAUCCCAAUUUCACCCAACAGAUGGUGAACGGGGAUAUGGCUGUUCUACUUCUAGAUAUAUUUAUAAGAAAAUUCUGCAUAACCUUUAGUAAGGAAAAAGAGCUGUGAAUAUUAAUAAAUUAUCGACGAAAUCCUUUAAUCCAAGCGACACAACCCUAGUCACGUCUAUUAGUCGGUUCACGGGUCGACUAAACCUUCUGGUUCCUAUCUUCUACUAGUCCUUGGGUCUUAUCCCAGGAGCCUGGUACCAGUAGAACCCUGUACCUGGAUAAAGUUUCUCCUACAUGUUCCUUAACCUAGAGAAAUCGGGGGUUUUGAAUCUGUAGAAAUCAAGAUUUUCUUAACCUGGAGAAAUUAAGGUUUUCUGAAUCUGGAGAAAUCAAGAUUUUCUAAACCUGGAGAAAUCAAGGUUUUCUGAACCUGGAGAAAUCAAGGUUUUCUAAACCUGGAGAAAUCAAGGUUUUCUAAACCUGCAGAAAUCGAGGUUUUCAGAACCUGUAGAACCAGAUGUGGCUCUGCAGCCCUAGCCCCUUGUCCACAGGACUGGUGAAUCCACUGACAGUUGUUGCGGAAUGAGUUUUCUCUUUCGACUUGAGUUCUGAAGUACAGCUUCCAACAGAGGAGAACUGGUGUCUGUUAUUGCUGAAUUAGAUUUCAAAUUUGAAAAAAAAAAAUUGGUCGGUUUUUGACGACCCUCUGGUCCCGACCUGAAGUAAUAAAUCGAGCUUAAAUCAACUGGACCUCCGAAACUCAAGGAAAUGAGACAGAAAACUCACUCAGUUUCCCCCAUUAGAUGAAGAUACGGGAUUCUACUAUUCCCCCUCACAUCUUCAUGGGAAGACUCCCGCCAUGUCAAUGGGGGAAACUUCCCGUCAUGUCAGUUUUGUAAACUUCCCGCCCCGCCACUUCUGUGGGGAAAAUUUAAAUGUGAUAUUCGCCUGACCCCGGACUUAUUUAAGGCGGAUGGUCGGGUUAGCGUGGUGUCCGCCACACAGUGGACCAAGUGCCUCAAAUGUUAAAAUAUGAUCCUGUUCAGAUCCCUGCUCCGUCGUUCAAUCCAAUCCUAGAUGUUUAAGCAUCCAACAGACCAGAGGGGAUUCAAACAUGAUUUAACAAUAUCAGCCAUCUUAUACUUUAAUCUGGAAAAAUUCUAUUAAUUGUUAUUUGAAGCCCCCCCCCCCCGCCCCUCCAUCUUUUGGUCUACAGGAUGAACCAACUGAUCUCAUGCUUAAGCUCAUCAAGGUGCUCAUUGAUAAAGACGACAGUGUCCGGGACGGGUUGGAUGAGCGCAGGGCUGAACCAGGAUCAAAGAUAAACGGAUCCAACCAACGAUCAGUGGUUGAACAUGUCUCCGACCUUAUAUCCGUUCUAGGCAAACGACAAAAUUUUGAAAAUAUUUCGAAACUACGAAAAUCGCGCGAAUGUUUAGGCUUUCGGUAUUUGGAUAAUAACGUUCUAAGUUAUAGUUUAAACCACCAUUACCCGGCAAUUUUUAAGUUAUGAAACUUUUUAUGGAAAAUUCGAAAUUGUUCUCUCUAUUUAUUUUUGCUUCAAAACAAUUUAAUAAAUUUAUGUUCAUAUCAUGUUAAACCCGUUAGUUUUCAAAUGUGCUAACAAUCACAAGCUAUUAAGGUCACCUAAACAAAUUUGCAUAAUUUCGAUUACUUUAAAGAGGAAAAACUUGAAAAACUAUCUGAUCUCAGAAUUUGAAAAUUAGCGGGAAAAUUAAUUUGUGAACAGCUAAUAUUCGGCCCCGUAAAUAAAUUUGAUUUAACCAAUAA